GAGGCUUUUUCUAGGGGUUGUGGUCAGUUUUGGGCUGGAGCAGAGCGAGUAGAGGACCAGUAACAAGUGCUUUCAUUUUCACAUCUUCACACUGCUGACUCUCCCUGAGGCUUCAGAACUGUUCCUCCAGACUUUAGUGAGGGGUGUUAGAGACAGUGAUGUGAGGAGGUGAAAGUGUGGUAGCCUCAGAGACCUAGCUGGCUGGCUUUCUUGAGGACUUUGCAUUGAUAGCAUCUUCACUUCCGUGUCUUUUUAUGAAGGCUAUUCUUAUAAGCUUCGCUUUACUUCCUUGUGUUCAGAGAAUAGAGGAACUGACCACUUUGUAACUUUGUAGCUGGUCUCUUAUCAUUAUCAUCAUCUACAUUUAGCUCUUUUUCUCGGAUUUUAUGUAUAAAAUGUGAAUAUCUCUGCUGCAGAAGGACUGCUUUUGGAUGUGAGCGUUUGUUUUCCUCUGAGGCGGGCAGAGUGCAAAGUUUUCUACCAACACACCAUUGAGUUGACUGGGUUAAUGCUUUACUAAACCAGAAGGACUCUAAUCUUCCAACUCUCUGGUGUGUGACCAGAAGCAGAGAUGGCGAGUCGGCAUGGAGACCACACGGAGUACAAGCGGAGUCUCAUAAAGCGGGACUUAGAGAUGGGCAUUGUAAUGACUGUGUACAGGCAGAAGAUGGAGAGGCUCACUGUACAGGUCAUUAUGGAGACCAGACAGGUGGCCUGGACACGCACUGCCGACAAGACUGACGGAGUGUUGGACAUUUCUGAGAUCCGUGAGGUCCGUCCAGGAAGACACUCCAAGGACUUUGAAAGAUUUAAGGAUAACAAAGACAAACAGCAAGACAGCAAAAGUUUCACAAUCUUCUAUGGCAACCAGUUCGUUCUUAACACACUGAGUCUGGGGGCUGACACAGUAGAUGAUGCAGAGAAAUGGCUAACAGGACUGGAACUGCUCAGACAAGAGACACGACAGGCUCAUACGCCAGAGAUUAUAGAAAGUUGGCUACGAAAGCAGAUGUACUCUGUUGAUUCAACAAAGAAAAACAGCAUCACUCUGAAGGAGGUCAAGUCUUUGCUGCCUCAGAUCAACUUUAAAGUUCCUGGAGGGAGAUUUUUAAAGGAGAAAUUUCUGGCUGUUGGAGGGAAGAAAGAUGUUCUUGACUUUGAGCAGUUUCACAAAUUCUACAAUGAUUUAAUAUUUGAAAACCAGAAAAUGAUAUUGGAUGAGUUCAAAAGGGAGACCUGUGCCUUCAUCAUGGGUAACACAGAUAGACCAGAUUCCUCUGCAGUUUUACUCUUUGACUUUCAAAGAUUUCUUCUCUAUCAGCAAAAAGAGACAUGGGCUAACAACAUGAAUCAAGUCCGAGAGCUGAUGACCACCUUCAUCGAUGACAACAUGAGGAAGACCAAUGACCCAGAGUUCACUGUUGGCGAGUUCCUCAACUUUCUGUUCUCCAAAGAGAACUCCAUUUGGGAUGAGAAGUUCUCAGAGUUGUCAAGCUUGGAUAUGAACAAUCCUCUGUCUCACUAUUGGAUCAACUCUUCCCACAACACCUAUCUGACUGGUGACCAGGUGUGGAGCGAGUCUUCAACAGAGGCCUAUGUGCGCUGCCUGAGGAUGGGUUGCCGCUGUGUCGAGUUGGACUGCUGGAAUGGCCCAUCAGAUGAGCCCAUUAUAUACCACGGCUGGACAAGAACCACAAAGAUUAAAUUUAGAGAUGUAGUGAAGGCCAUCAAUGACCAUGCAUUUGUAGCAUCUGAGUACCCCUUGAUUCUGUCUAUAGAAGAGCACUGUGAUCUGAAGCAGCAGAAGCUGAUGGCACAAGUGUUCAGAGAAGUCUUCCAGGACAAGCUGCUUUCUGAUCCUGUGGAACUUGAAGCCGAACAGCUGCCCUCCCCCAAUCAGCUGAGGGGCAAGAUCAUCCUCAAGCAUAAAAAAUUGAAUAUUGGUGAAAGCUUUGGUCAAAGAAACCUACACUCAGGGGAGAAGCAGGGUGAGCUGUUUAUCUGGGACCCAAUAGAUCAGAAGUGGUAUAAGAACUACUGCGUGCUCUCAGAAAACAAGUUAUACUAUGCAGAGGAGAAUGAGACAGAUGAUGACCUUGGGAAGGUACAGAGUGGUACAGAACUGCACCAGUCUGAGCCCUGGUUCCACGGAAAAUUGUCUGAGGGUAGGCAAACUGCAGAGAGGCUGCUGCAGGAGUUCUGCGCCGAGUCUGGAGGCAAAGACGGAACAUUUCUUGUGCGGGACAGCGACACCUUCCGUACUGACUGUACCCUCUCCUUCUGGCGCACUGGAAGAGUUCAGCAUUGCCGGAUCCGUUCCGCCUCCGAUGCCGGUCACACUGUGUUUUUCCUGACGGACAACCUGCACUUUCCUAGUGUGUACUCUCUGAUCCAGCACUACAGGGAGAACCCACUCCGCUGCCACGACUUUAACCUGCGCCUCACCGACUUUGUACCUCGUCCCAACCAGCACCUUCAGGAGGGGUGGUUUUACAGUAACUUGAGCCGAGGUGAGGCAGAAGACUACCUGCUGAGGAUCCCUCGAGAUGGAGCUUUCCUUAUUAGACAGCGAGAAGAACCAGACACUUACGCUAUCACCUUCAGAGGUGAAGACAUGGUCAAGCACUGUCGAAUCCACAAAGACGGCCCCAUGUACGUGUUGGGGACCUCCAGUGAGUUUGAGAGCUUAGUGGAGCUGGUGAACUAUUUCCGCAAGAAGCCUCUGUACCGCAAGAUCAAACUCCGCUACCCCGUCACACCAGAGCUAGUGGAGCGCUUCAGCAUGGAGUGUAAAUCUGCUUCGCUUUAUGACAGUAAGCAGUAUGUGGAGGCCAAUGAAAUCGAGCCGUCUCUGACAAAGUGCACAGUGAAAGCCCUCUAUGAUUACAGAGCCAUGCGGCCAGAUGAGCUCAACUUCUGCCGAGGUGUUGUGAUCCACAAUGUUACCAAAGAGAGCAAUGGAUGGUGGAAAGGGGACUACGGUGGGAAAGUGCAGCUCUACUUUCCUGCUAACUAUGUAGAAGAGAUUGCUAACCCCUCUGCAGCCGAGGUUAAAGACCUGAUUGAUGAAGAUAACCCACUGGGUGAUCUAUGUAAGGGAGUGGUGGACAUUUCCAAAUGCAAUGUUGUGCGUUUAGCUAAGCAUGGCAGGCCUGUGGUGGUGACACUGCAGCAUAAAGACAGUAAGGAGAACAUGCUGCCCUUUGACUUGGCAACAGAGACCACAGAAGAGCUGUAUGAAUGGUACCAGGUGGCCUGGGACAUCAGCCAGAGAGUGGAGAACCAAAAAUUCGAGAAAAACAAGCAAAAAGAACUGGAAUCUAAAAAUGUGGUGGCCAAAGAGAUGUCAGACCUGGUUGUGUACUGUCAGCCCCGCAGCAAAGAUAAAGAAAGCUUUGAUAAUUAUACCUAUAAAGAGGUCCGCUCCUUUGUGGAGAACAAGGUCCCCAUCAAGCACAGGCCGAAUGAAUACCUGAGGUAUAACCGCAAAGCACUCAGCCGCAUCUACCCCCAACCUCAGCGAAUGGAUUCCUCCAACUUCGACCCGUACCCGCUGUGGAUGUACGGCUGCCACAUGGUAGCUCUCAACUUUCAAACUGCUGAUAAGUUUACUCAGCUGAACAGUGCCCUCUUCAGCCUGAACGCCGGCACAGGCUACGUGCUACAGCCGGAGCUCAUGCGCUCAGAAGGCUAUGAUCCUCAGCAGGAGAACACCUCUGUCAAAUUCACCCUGUCUGUCAGAGUGAUAGCAGCCAGGCAUCUGCCCAAGCCAGGCCGCAGCAUUGUCAGCCCUUUUGUGGAGAUCGAGCUGUUGUGUGGUCAGAAGGAAAACGCCAAGUUCAAGACCACAGUUUGCCAUGAUAACGGGCUGAACCCCGUGUGGCUCGGGCCUCAUCGACAGGAUAGUGACUCUGAGACUGUGACCUUCACUGUAUAUGAACCCGAGUUCAGCUUUCUGCGCUUUGUUGUCUUUGAGGAGGACAUGUUCUCUGACCCUAACUUCCUCGCCCAGGCUACCUUUCCUGUGAAAGGUGUUCGCUCAGGAUACCGUUCAGUUCCUCUGAACAACGGCUACAGCGAGAGCCUGGAGCUCGCUUCUCUUCUAGUGUAUGUUGACAUACAGCAGGUGGAGAAAGCAGAAGAAGAGUUGUACUCCUCCUCCAGCCAGUUGCGAAAGAGACAAGCCGAGCUGAGCAACGAGCUCUUCCUGUACGACACACACACGAGCCUACAGCGCUCAGCACCCUCCCACCGCAGAGAUUACCUCAUGCAGGAGCUCAACUCCAACGAGAAGCAGCUCCAGAGUAUCAACGACACAUGCAAACAGAAGAUGAAAGAAAAGAAAAUCAAUAACAGCAAGUUCUACUCCUGAAGGAAGAGCUUUCCAGUUUUGUCCUCUCCUGCCCACUCGCUGCACAUCUGCUUCAGAGGCCUCCUCUCCCUGACUCCGCCCCUUUACUGCUGAUGCUCUUUCAGACUGGGCUAAAGCAGACUAAAUGGAAGUUGUGACCAUUUUUGCUUUCAGCCCAAAGGUGUGGAGAUGGCCAGAGCAGCACAGAUUGGAUUGGUGAAUUCAGUGUCCAAAACGAAGACCCCUCACUAGAGCUGAGCGAGAGAAGAGUUUCUUUUAGACUAAAUAUUUUAUUCAGCUGAACUGUGUUAGUUAAAUUCUGACUCAUUUGUUUGAAAUUUAAUAAUAAAUGUUCUUGGUUUCAGUGCGGA
Astyanax mexicanus (Mexican tetra) is the source of this 4722-nucleotide messenger RNA. It is a transcript of the gene plcg2, whose product is annotated as phospholipase C, gamma 2. Gene Ontology annotation, molecular function: protein binding; phosphatidylinositol-4,5-bisphosphate phospholipase C activity. The transcript is spliced from 34 exons. Lineage: Eukaryota; Metazoa; Chordata; Actinopteri; Characiformes; Acestrorhamphidae. The coding region runs from base 572 to 4372 and encodes 1266 amino acids. Gene Ontology annotation, biological process: phosphatidylinositol-mediated signaling; phospholipid catabolic process; positive regulation of epithelial cell migration. The record is from RefSeq and is a predicted model, not a curated record.